Medicago truncatula (barrel medic) is the source of this 4533-nucleotide messenger RNA. RefSeq lists its product as uncharacterized. The transcript is spliced from 6 exons. NCBI's taxonomy places the organism in Eukaryota, Viridiplantae, Streptophyta, Magnoliopsida, Fabales, Fabaceae. Gene Ontology annotation, molecular function: zinc ion binding; nucleic acid binding. The record is from RefSeq and is a predicted model, not a curated record. Bases 1 to 4533 code for a protein of 1510 amino acids.
AUGUCUAAAGUCAAAUACAUAGCUGAAGGAGGAUCAUCAAACAGACCACCACUUUUUGAUGGCUCAAACUACUACUUCUGGAAAGGCAAGAUGGAACUCUUUCUCAGAUCUCAGGACAAUGACAUGUGGACAGUAAUCACAGAUGGAGACUUUGUUCCACUAACCAAAGAAGGGAUCAUCAAAGUUAAGAGUGCAUGGUCAACAGAUGAAAAGGCUCAGGCCAAAGAUUUGAAAUCUAUGAACCUGGAAGAUCUCAUUGGUUCACUGAGAGCUCAUGAAGUUGUACUUCAAGGAGACAAACCAGUAAAGAAGGUAAAGUCACUUGCCUUGAAAGCCUCUCAGCAAACCUCAUCAGUAACUGAAGAUGAUUUGCAAGAAACACAAGAAAUAGAAGAAGUUCAUGAAGAAGAAGCUGAAGAUGAACUAGCACUAAUCUCAAAAAGGAUACAAAGAAUGAUGAUGAGAAGAAAUCAAAUCAGGAAGAAAUUUCCCAACACAAGCAACAACAACAGAACUGAAACUGACAAAAGUCAGGUCACUUGUUUUGGCUGCAACAAAACUGGACACUACAAAAGUGAAUGUCCUGACAUUAAAAAGGUGCAAAGAAAACCACCUUUCAAGAAGAAAGCUAUGAUCACCUGGGAUGACAUGGAAGAAACAGAAUCACAAGAAGAUGAGGAAGCCAACUUAAGUUUGAUGGCUCAAACAGAUGAUGAAGAAGAGGUAAUUGUCUACAAAACUCAUCCCUUAUAUAAAGACCUUGAAAGUAAACUUGAUAGCCUUUUAUAUGAUUCAAACUUCUUAACUAAUAGAUGUCAGUCAUUAAUCAAGGAACUUUCUGAACUAAAAAUAGAAAAGGAAAAACUUCAAAAUAAAUAUGAUGAAUCUAGAAAAACCAUACAGACUUUGCAGGACUCUCAUUUUAAAAUGUCUGAACAACAAAGAGAAUUAAACAAAAGGCAAAAGAACAUUUAUUCCAAACCUUCUGAGGUACAAAAGGAAAACAUUCUUUUGAAAAAUGAAGUUGAGAAACUGAAAAAUGAUCUCACAUGCUUCAUAAAGUCUACAGAAACAUUUCAAAAUAUUUUGGGAUCUCAAAGCAAAAGUGCUGAGAAAUCUGGUUUAGGAUUCAAAGAUCCAAACAAGAAUCUCAUUAAAAACUUUGUACCUCAAAAGGCUGAAAUGAAGUUACAAUGUUCUUACUGUGAUAGAUUAGGACAUGAUGUAUCUGUCCUGCCUCAAGGUGCAAGAACAAAGCCAUGGUACUUGGAUAGUGGCUGUUCUAGACACAUGACAGGUGACAAAAAAUUGGGUAAGUUUGAUCCUAAAUCAGAUAAAGCUAUCUUUUUAGGAUACUCUACAACUUCCAAAGGUUAUAGAGUAUACAAUCUAAAAACCCAGACAGUUGAAAUUAGUAUGCAUGUCAUAUUUGAUGAAUAUGAUGAACAUUCUCAACUCAAAGAGAGUGAGGAAACAGAAGAACCAGUACUUCAGAAUGUUUCAAAUCAAGACACUGUAAGUACAGUAGAUAAGGAAGAUGAUCAGAAUAAUCAAGAUCUAUCACUUCAGAGUCCUCCUAGAAGUUGGAGAAUGGUAGGAGAUCACCCUGCAGAACAAAUCAUUGGAAGUACAACUGAUGGUGUAAGAACCAGAUUAUCCUUUCAAGAUAACAACAUGGCAAUGAUUUCUCAAUUGGAACCCAAGUCAAUCAAUGAAGCCAUUAUUGAUGACUCAUGGAUUGAAGCCAUGAAGGAAGAACUUUCUCAAUUUGAAAGAAACAAAGUUUGGAAUUUAGUUCCAAAUAAUCAAAGCAAAACCAUCAUUGGAACAAGAUGGGUUUUCAGAAACAAGCUUGAUGAAGAAGGUAAGGUUGUCAGAAACAAAGCAAGGCUAGUAGCUCAAGGCUACAACCAACAAGAAGGUAUUGACUAUGAUGAGACUUUUGCACCAGUAGCAAGAACCAAAACAACUUCUCCAUUGUCUGAAAAUGAGUCAGCUCCUGUUGCUCGCUCUGAACCACCAAAUCAAACCGCUGCUGAUGAAUCAAUCUCAUCACCUCUAAACGAAACCCCUGUUCAUACAAUCCUUCCAGAUGAAAUCAUCCCAAUCACCAAAACAUCCAAACUUAAAAUUAAGAAGAAGGCUAUCAAACCUAAAGCAACAAGAAGAUCCUCAAGGAUUAUAUCUGGAUCCUCAUCCUCCAAAACCAAAACGGUUUCUCAUGUUGACCUCACAGAAUCCGUGGAAAAGGAUGAUGGUGAUGAAACUCUCUCUGAGUUCAUAAAAUCUUCAAAGGCUGAGUCUAAAAAGGUGAAAGGAAAAACUCAAGUAAGUGAAACUCCUUCUCCAUCUGAAUCCUCUGAGAAGAACUCGUCCUCAUCAGAAGAAGAAGAAAAAGAAGCUUCUCCUCCCAAGAAACAUGGAAAAGGGAAAGAUGUCAAAUUGAUUGCAUCUUUGAGGAAAGCAGAAAUGGAAGCUAAGCAAUCUCAAAGACCAGUAAGCAAAGCAAAAUACUUUGACUUUGCAGAUCUUAAGAAGAAGAACUGGAACCUACGAGAAUACACUGAUUCUCAGGAUUGGUCCAACUUUGUGUCCCUUCAAGAUCUCACCUUUGAGAAUCUGGUAAGAGAGUUCUACAGCACAAUGAAAAUCAAGGAAAAGAAGAAGGAAAAGAUCCUCAUCUCCACUGUCAAAGGCGUUGAAAUCAAAAUCACCAAGGAUUUUCUUUCAAAAGCUUUAAGAAUUCCUAAUGAAGGUAAUGAACUUUUCUUUCCUUCCUGGUUUCAUGAGAUGAAGGUCAAUCGCAACAAACUCAUAGUUGAGUACACCAAACCUGAUCUCCCUUUCAACUCCACAAAUCUGAAAGAUGUUCCUAAAAUCCUGCACAACAUGAUUAGGCACACUCUGCUUCCUAGAAGUGGUACUUUUGAAGCAGUCACUGAUACAGACCUAUGUAUCAUGUACCACAUGAUCAAGAAGAAAAGGUUGAAUCUCUGCUACAUCAUUCUACAGCACAUGAUUGAUUCAUGUACGAACCCCAAACAAUCAAAUGCUGCCCUUGCUUAUGGUAUGCAUAUCACCUCCAUACUUAGAGCUGCUAAGGUUGAUCUUGAAGGAGAAGAUGGUGAUUACUCCUUCAUGAGAUUCACAUCAAAGACCCUAGCUCAACUUCACAUAACCACCUCCAACAUGCCUACUCCAGUGUCUUCACAGACAACCAGCUCUGUCAAAAGACACUCAGCUCAGAAUGUUAAGAAGCCAAGUAAGAAGAGGAAGCUUGAAAAAGUCAGAAAUCUUUCAAGCAUUCAGAGACAAGAAGAAGAAAACUCUCCUGACAAAGAGGCAUCUGAUGAAGAGAUAGCUGAUUCCCCACCAAAGGAGGAUGAACCCACUGCUGUUAAUCUCUUCCAAGAUAUUGCUGAACGUGCAAAAGAAAUCCUUCAAGAAGAUGCAGAAGUUCAGAAUGUUGAAGUUUCUGAGAAGGAAGAUGAAGUUGCUGAUCAAGAGAAGAUGCAAGAAGAAGUUGUCUCUCAUGAAGAGGAAGAAGAGUCAACUCUAGAUGCAUCCAAAGUUGAUGAAAUCUCUGAAAAGGACCUUCAGAAAGUUGACUCAACUGGUGUUGCUGAUGUUCAGAAUGUUGAUGUUCCACCUGCUGACCAACUUCAGAAAGUUAAUGAAGUUGAAGAAAAUACUGAGCAAACUGCUCAAGAAGUUGCUUAUGCUGUGGAAGAAGGAUCUCAGGAAAAUGAUCAAGACAUGCAAGAUGUGGCUGAAAUUCUUGUCUCUCAAAGAAUGAGUGAUGGACAUGAUGAAAUGGAGCCUCAAGAGUUUGAGCAAGCUGAAAAUCAAACUGGCUUUAAUCUAAAUGUGGAAGAUCCAAGCUCAGAUGUGAAUGUGUACCAAGAUGCACAGCCUGAAAACAAUGAGGAAGUGCUUCAGGAAGCUCACGAAAUGAUUCAGGAACUUCAAGAAAAUCCUGCAAUCACAGUUCAGAAUGUUCAGACAAAUGCAUCUGCUGAACCUAGCUUGCCUCAAGAGAAUGAGAUGUCAGUUGAUCCUAUUCCUCAAGCAUCAGGAUCACUUCCCUCUGAUGAAGUUCACCUCAUGGCUCAACAAACCCCUCAAAAUCAAAAUCUGAAUUUCUCCACUUCUACCAUGGAAUCAGAAGUUGGAAAAUUCUUUGUUUCUCCUCUGCUCACUCCAAAUGGUCCUUCUAAGGACAAGGUUGAAACAUCUGCUCCUGCUCCCUCCACCAAAAUAUCCAAAGCUGAGAAAAUGGCUGCCAGGGCACUUAGGGUCUCCACCAAAACUCAUAAGAUUGCCUGCGUGCUAGCUAAGUGGACCAUUGAUGUUCAUGCUCCUGGUCUGGCUCUUGAUCCUCCUAUUUUUGAAGAUCCUAGUGUAUUUGACUCUGAGCCCUCCUCUGACUCUGGGGAUUCCACCCUUAGUUCUCUGUGUCUUGUACCUCCUUAUCUUUUUGCAGAUGACAAAAAGGGGAGAAGCUUUAGGAUAAUUAUGUCUUUAAGUUUCUAG